Messenger RNA from Penaeus indicus, 1986 nucleotides. RefSeq lists its product as uncharacterized. The transcript is spliced from 6 exons. The coding region runs from base 1 to 1986 and encodes 661 amino acids. NCBI's taxonomy places the organism in Eukaryota, Metazoa, Arthropoda, Malacostraca, Decapoda, Penaeidae. The record is from RefSeq and is a predicted model, not a curated record.
AUGGCUAACAUGUUCCAAACACGUCCUCACACUUACACACUUACACAUCCAACUUUCAGCACACUCUCGGCGCUCGGGUCCCCCCCUCACGGCAGAAGCGGCUACGACGCCAGCGGAGGGCUAAACACACAGGCCGACUACAUCAUGCGCAGGAGGGAGGAACUAAAGAGAGUUCAAAACUGCUACGUAUUGCCAAAGGAAGCGAUAGCCAGACAGCAUAAGCUAGUGAUCUGUAAAGCGAUGCUGCAGACUAAAGAGAAACAGAAAACAUACAGCAUUCCGAAGACUCGAUGGUGGAAGUUGAACUCAAAAGUACAUCGAGAAGAGUUUGUCCAGAAAUUGGAAAGAAAGAUGGGUGCAGAAGAGAUAUCAUGGGAGAGGUUGAGUACCGCUGUGAAGGAAGUUGCGAAGGAGGUUAUGACAGUAACAUCGGGAAAGAAGGGAAAGAAAGAAGGAACAUGGUGGUGGUGCGAGGAAGUCCAGGAGGCAAUCAAAGUAAAAAGGGAAAGGAAGAGAGACAGGGACCUAAAUAGAUGUGAGGCAACAAUUGAAGCAUAUAAGAAGGCAAAUAAAGAUGCUAAGAAAGCAGUGGCAAAAGCAAAGAGAGCAGCAUAUGAGGACCUGUACAACAGCCUAGAGGGGCCAGAUGGGCAGCAGAAAGCGAUCAGACUGGCGAAACAGAGAAACAAGAAAUCCCAAGAUGUAUACCAGGCAAAGAUGGUGAAAGACAGGAAUGGACAAGAUUGCGGAAACUACCGUGGUAUAAAGCUCACAUCUCACACUUUGAAACUGUGGGAAAGGAUAAUUGACAAAAGACUGAGAACCAGGGUGACAGUGUCAGAACAGCAGUUCAGUUUCAUGCCAGGACGGAGCACAUCUGAUGCCACAUUUGCGCUGCGACAGCUGAUGGAAACGUACAGGGAUGGCCAAGAAGACCUGCACUGUAUCUUCAUCGACCUAGAAAAGGCAUACGAUCGGGUACCCCGGCAGGAAAUAUGGAACAGUCUGCGGCUGAAAGGGGUGGGAGAAAAGCACAUUCGCCUCAUCCAAGACAUGUACAAAGGGUGUCAGACCCAAGUCAGAUGUGCGGCAGGAGAGACGGAGGUCUUUGAGUUUGCGGUUGGACUGCAUCAGGGCUCUGCACUCAGCCCUUUCCUGUUCGUGAUCAUAAUCGACUGUCUAACCCAAGAAGUGCAGAGGGAGGCGCCAUGGGAUAUGCUGUUUGCGGACGAUGUCGUGGUGUGUGGGAACAGGAGGGAUAAAAUUGAAGAGAGACUGGAACUGUGGCAGGGUGCAAUGGAGGACAGAGUGCAAGAGGAUGGUGGUUCAGACAAGGAGGUAACCAAAAGGAUCCAGGCAGGGUGGGGAGCUUGGAAGAUCACAGGUGUCAUGUGUGACAAGAACGUGCCAGAGAAAGUAAAAGGCAGACUGUAUAAGACGUUGGUGAGGCCGGCAAUGAUGUACGGAAUGGAAACAGUGGCGGUGACGAAGGUCCAAGAAGAGAGGAUGCAGGUAGCAGAGAUGAAAAUGUUGAGGUGGUCGUUGGGGUUGACAAUAAUGGACAAGGUGAGAAAUGAGACGAUUAGGGAGCGAGUGCAAGUGGGCGAGCUGAAGAAGAAGCUGAGCGAGACAAGAUUGAGGUGGCUGGGACAUGUGACAAGGAGAGAGGAGAGCUAUGUUGGGAGACGAGUGAGACGGUUAACAGUCGAAAAGCCACAGUCGGGAGCCGCGCCUCACUACGCCCGCGCGGGGAAGACGAUGUCCCAGUUGCCGUUCUCGAAGAACGUGAGAGUCGCUCCGGAGAUGAACGACAUUCCGACGCACAUAAUUUCAUUUUUAGAGUGGAGCAUAAACAGCCCUUUCUCCUGUUUGCCGAAGCACUUCACCGACACAUCCCUGGCGACAAAGUGUCUUUCAACCCUCCCUUCAAACGACACGGCCACCAAUGGUGUGCUCAGCCUCUCCUCCUUCAGCUGUAAUUCCUGA